AAACCACUUUAACCAAGAAACUGUUUGAUCAGGACCACUUUAGACAAGGACCACUUUCGAUCAGGACCAGGAGCUCAAAGAUGGCCAGCUGUUCAGGAUGUGGACCAGGAUACCGCAGUCCACUGGACGCCAUGAAGGGUCCUCGGGAGCAGAUCGUUUAUCUGCCCUGCAUCUAUCGCAGCACGGACUUCAACAAACCAGAUUACCUGGCCACUGUUGACGUCGACCCCAAGUCUGCCACCUACUGUCAGGUCAUCCACCGGCUGCCGAUGCCGAACCUGAGUGAUGAGCUGCAUCACUUGGGCUGGAACGCCUGCAGCAGCUGCUUUGGAGACUCGUCCAAGAGCAGGAACCGCCUGAUCCUGCCCUCGCUCAUCUCGUCCAGAAUCUACGUCAUCGACGUCGGCACCGAGCCCAGAGCGCCGCAGCUGCACAAGACGGUGGAACCCGUGGAUCUGUAUUGGAAGUGUAAUUUGGCGAACCCACACACGUCUCAUUGUCUGGGCAGCGGUCAGAUCAUGAUCAGCUGUUUGGGCGACCCGGCCGGUAACGGCAAAGGAGGUUUCAUUCUGCUGGACGGUGAAACGUUUGAGGUGAUCGGUAACUGGGAGCAUCCGGGAGAAGCGGCGCCCUUUGGUUAUGACUUCUGGUACCAACCACGACACAACGUGAUGAUCAGCACCGAGUGGGGGGCUCCAAAAAUCCUGGCCCCAGGGUUUAAUCCCGCCGACGUCAUGAAAGGACACUACGGCAGCUGCAUCCAUGUUUGGGACUGGACCACCCACAGGAAACUGCAGACGCUGGACCUGGGUGAAGAUGGUGCCAUUCCUCUGGAGGUUCGAUUCCUCCAUGACCCUGAUGCCACUGAGGGCUACGUGGGAUGUGCUCUGAGUUCCACUGUCUUUAGGUUCUUCAAGACACCGGAAGGUGAUUGGGCGGUAGAGAAGGUGAUCAGUGUUCCCAACAAAAAGGUGGAAGGAUGGAUGCUGCCUGAGAUGCCAGGACUGAUCACAGACAUCUUGAUCUCAUUGGACGAUCGUUUCCUGUACUUCAGUAAUUGGCUGCAUGGUGACAUCAGACAGUAUGACAUCACAGACAGGAGGAAGCCCCGAUUAGUCGGCCAGGUGUUUCUGGGAGGAAGUCUGGUCAGUGAUGGACCAGUGAGAAUCAUCGAUGACCCUGAGAACAUUCAGCAGCCCUCACAACGCAUCAUCAAGGGGAGGCGUGUCUCUGGAUCUCCUCAGAUGAUACAGUUGAGUUUAGAUGGACAGAGACUUUAUGUGACGACGUCUCUUUACAGCGCCUGGGACAAACAGUUCUACCCUGACAUGGUCAGAGAUGGCUCAGUGAUGAUGCAGAUGGACGUAAACACGCUCAGUGGAGGUCUGACCCUCAACCAGAACUUCCUGGUGGACUUUGGUAAAGAACCUGAUGGACCUGUUCUGGCCCACGAGAUCAGGUACCCGGGUGGAGACUGCACAUCUGACAUCUGGAUCUGAACAACAACAUGUGUCCAUGUUUCAUCACAGUUGUGUUCACAGCGCCUCCUGCUGCUCACACUGUAAACACAUGAUGAUUAAACAGUUUCCCUCUC
Messenger RNA from Solea senegalensis (Senegalese sole), 1594 nucleotides. It is a transcript of the gene selenbp1, whose product is annotated as selenium binding protein 1. The record is from RefSeq and is a predicted model, not a curated record. Bases 81 to 1499 code for a protein of 472 amino acids. Gene Ontology annotation, molecular function: protein binding; selenium binding. Lineage: Eukaryota; Metazoa; Chordata; Actinopteri; Pleuronectiformes; Soleidae. The transcript is spliced from 12 exons.